Fonsecaea multimorphosa CBS 102226 is the source of this 681-nucleotide messenger RNA. RefSeq lists its product as uncharacterized. The coding region runs from base 1 to 681 and encodes 226 amino acids. The transcript has 3 exons. The record is from RefSeq and is a predicted model, not a curated record. NCBI's taxonomy places the organism in Eukaryota, Fungi, Ascomycota, Eurotiomycetes, Chaetothyriales, Herpotrichiellaceae.
AUGCAGUACCAGAUCCUUCUUGCAGCGGCUUUUGCUGCUCUCGCCUCCGCACAGACCAUUGUCACCUCAAGUGCAGCCUCGGUCGCAGCCUCAACCACUGAGUCGCAGGUGAUGCCUCCUGUGGCCACGGCUUCCUUCAACCCUGCUGAUGUUGACUCCUCCACUGCCUUCAACUGGUGCCAUGCUCAGCUGAACACUUGCCCCCAGAUUUGCGGUGGUUCUGCUUCACAAAACCAGUGUGAUCAGAACGCCUUUACCUACAUUUGCGUCUGCGCCAACGGCACCGUGCCUGACUGCACUGCCUUCAUUGAGACUCUUCCGUUUUACAUCUGUCAAGAAACCUACAUCCAGUGCAUCAACAACAACCCCAAUGAUGCCCAGGGACAGGCAACAUGCGCCUCGAACGAGCAAUGCGGCACCCGUAAUGCGACCGCCGAAGCCCUUGCGCAGACAUCUGCUGCCUCUGCUGCCUCUGCCUCGUCCACCUCUUCUGCUCCUGCGUCGUCGCAAUCCGCUUCCGCUUCCGCAGCCAGCUCUGCAUCGGCCUCCGGCUCCAGCUCUGCCUCUGCUAGUGCAUCCAGUGCUUCUGCCACAGGCGGUGCAGCCACUGGCGUAUCUCAGCAGAUUGCGACUGGUGCCUUUGCGGCUGUCCUCAUGGCCGUUUUCAAGCUGCUGGUUUAA